UAUGCAUGUAUCUUCCACAUACAAGCUAAUUCUACUUGCUUCAAUUUUUAAAACUUUUAUAAGAUCUGACGACUAUGUCGACGAGGCAUUUGCAAAGUGCGAAGAAACAAAAGAUCUACUGUUUUGUGCGAAAUAUGGUUUUGUGAAAUACAUCGACGAACUUACAUACAGUGCUGAUUGGACUGAUCAUAGUUUUGUGAGUGCCAGAAGUAAUGUAAAUGGAAAUCAAACUGAUGAUGAUUAUAAGGGUUACACCAAAGAUGAUGAUAGUUAUAUAAAAUUUUACAAGUUUUUGAGGAGGAAAUUGACUAUUAUUUUGAGCAACCAUUAUCUAGCCAUUGUGCCGUCGAAUAAAAAUGAAUUUCCAAGAGGGAGGAAACUGGAUUUUUCAAAAAUUGACUAUGCAAAAGAUAAAAACUCAGAAUCUGCACGAGGUCAUAAAAAACGUCGCCACUUAUACAUCGUACCCAUCUUAAUGUUGACGAAAAUGAUGAAAAUACUGAUUCUUCUUGGGAUGGUGUUUUCUGCUAUGAUGAUGGUUAAAAAGUUGUUAAUUUUGGCUGCUUUUCUUCUGCCUGGUAUUAUUAGGAACAUUCGAACGGCUUGUCGGAGACGGGGAGGAUUGUUAAGUAAUUUGAUAUAGGUAAACAGAGGAGUUUGGAAUCCGAACUGGAAGAAGUCCGGGAGAUUGGUAUUAAAUUAUUCAGUUGGGGCCUAGUAAUAUUCGUCCUCUCCACGUUGUACUUUAUAUACAAAGCAUCAGUAGCCAUACUUAUUGGUUUCUCGAUCAUUAACUCAGUAUUUUUAGUUGCAUUUGCUUAUAUUCCCAUUAUACUAAGUGAUAUUCAAGGCCAUUGCAACAGAACGCCUUGGUUCUUCAGCUUUUUUACUGGAUAGAUGGCUUUUGCACUUAUCGAAAUUGUAUUAAAAUAUUUUUACAUUAAGUAGUUAAAUAAAAUGUAUUAUAUUAAUUAUUUUACAAACCUCAUGUUAUAAAUGUGAAAUAAAGUAUGUUAUGAUGA
Messenger RNA from Diabrotica virgifera virgifera (western corn rootworm), 1022 nucleotides. RefSeq lists its product as uncharacterized. The record is from RefSeq and is a predicted model, not a curated record. Lineage: Eukaryota; Metazoa; Arthropoda; Insecta; Coleoptera; Chrysomelidae. The transcript is spliced from 3 exons. The coding region runs from base 2 to 643 and encodes 213 amino acids.